Messenger RNA from Salvelinus namaycush (lake trout), 1916 nucleotides. It is a transcript of the gene dbpa, whose product is annotated as D site albumin promoter binding protein a. The transcript is spliced from 4 exons. The record is from RefSeq and is a predicted model, not a curated record. NCBI's taxonomy places the organism in Eukaryota, Metazoa, Chordata, Actinopteri, Salmoniformes, Salmonidae. Gene Ontology annotation, cellular component: nucleus. Gene Ontology annotation, biological process: regulation of transcription by RNA polymerase II. The coding region runs from base 821 to 1915 and encodes 364 amino acids. Gene Ontology annotation, molecular function: DNA-binding transcription factor activity, RNA polymerase II-specific; RNA polymerase II cis-regulatory region sequence-specific DNA binding.
CCGCGCUCGGUUGCUUCCUUGCUCGUAGCCUACAGAAAGGCAGGGAAAGAAUGUAAACGACAAAAAUAACGAGAGAGAAAGACGGAGGGAGCGAGAUCGACUAAGUAGGGAGAGGAAAAACAAGAGACCUCAACACCUAUCCUACUCAUGUUGGAUAUUAUUUGACGAAUACUUUUUUUCCCUCCUAUCACCCCCCGCCCACAUUUAUUUUCUCUAUUAUUGGAUUUCCAGGUAUCGCUCCAUAAUCCAUUUUACUCCAUGGACAACCCUCAGGUUUGUUUGUUUUAUUUUUGUCCAGGUCAAGAAGAAAAUCAACUCGGUGUGAUGCCUAUUCUCAAUUAAACGGACAUCAUCAAGCAAGGCGUUUUGGCGAAAUCUGAGCGCUGACGUGCAACUUUGUUUAUCUCAUAGAUAGAGGCUGGGAUAAGUGAUUAACUCUUAAAGGGCACAUUGCAUCUGUUAAGGUUAUUGAAUAAAACACAUUUUACCAUGAACAUAUUUUUGAAGACAUCAUUUUCACUUUUGAUUUUCUCAUGGAAAGUUGGAAGAGCAAUAGCAAUAGUUUAUUGUUGAUAUCAAAUUAUUUGUCAUGUCGAAUUUUACUAUUAUUCUCUAGCACUUAAUGCAUAUUUAGAUAGGCUAACAUUCGGUGUUCGAAUGAGGUAAAUAACAGUCGGUCUAGCAGUGUGUUCACCUGUCCACCUUUUUAAUCUUCACGUCACUGUGUUGUGAACCCGCUGACAGCCAGUCAAUCGUUUUGUGGAUUAAUCGGAUAAACUCCGCGCUCAUUCCACGGUGGGAAUCAACGACCAUCACAAUCAUGUCUAGGCCGCUCACACAGCUCCUACCGCCUGACCUCCCGGCUGGAGCGAGCCCACAGUUCGGUACGGGUAACCUUGCGGGCAGUGUCCCGACCGGCGGACACUUGAACUCCAUGGCCAGCCUCAAGACUCUCCUACAGCUGCCCAUCAAGGUUGACCAGCGAGCGAAAGACUGCUGUGUAAUGAAAGAUAAAGACAAGCCCCAGGACUCAGACGAGGACUCAAUGGGUGGGGGUCCAGGUGGCCGGCCUUCCCAGUCGGCCUUCCUGGGGCCCCAUCUGUGGGAGCGCACGCUGCCCUGCAGCGACGGGGGCCUCUUCCAGCUUCAGUACAUGGACCUGGAGGAGUUCCUGACUGAGAACGGCAUGGCCAUGCACAACAAAGGUGGCAACGGCUCCAGCGCCAGCGCCCAGGUGCCCUCGCAGAGCUCCCUGCAGUCGGCCGUGCCCAACCAGAGCUCCCAGUGCCCGCCGUCAUCCCCUCCGCCAUGUUCUUCUUCAUCGUCCUCCAUGUCCUCCUCAUCUUCCUCCUCCUCGCUGCUGGGCCUGGACAAUGUGCCGCUGCCACCAAACGGACUGCCAGGCAUGAUGGGAGUGCCCGAGUGCCUACAUGGUGGCCAAGUUGGGCCUCCUGACCUCUCGCCCUCCUCCACCACCACCUCUCCCUGUCCCCCCGGGCCGCCAGGGGGCCCGCCGGUCACCAGUGGCACUGCUGACGUCAUGGUGAACUUUGACCCGGACCCGGCGGACGUGGCGCUGUCCAGCGUGCCGGGCCAGGAGGCCUUCGACCCCCGAAGGCACCGCUUCUCGGACGAGGAGCUCAAGCCACAGCCCAUGAUCAAGAAGGCCCGCAAGAUGCUGGUGCCAGACGAGCAGAAGGACGACAAGUACUGGAGCCGGCGCUACAAGAACAACGAGGCUGCCAAGCGCUCACGUGACGCCCGGCGCCUCAAGGAGAACCAGAUCACGGUGCGCGCCGCCUUCCUGGAGCGAGAGAACGCUGCUCUCAGACAGGAAGUGGCCGACAUGCGCAAGGAGCUGGGCCGCUGCCGCAACAUCCUCAACAAGUUUGAAAGUCGACACGGAGACUUGUGAG